Syzygium oleosum is the source of this 759-nucleotide messenger RNA. Its product is annotated as pectinesterase inhibitor-like. The transcript has a single exon. The record is from RefSeq and is a predicted model, not a curated record. The coding region runs from base 1 to 759 and encodes 252 amino acids. Lineage: Eukaryota; Viridiplantae; Streptophyta; Magnoliopsida; Myrtales; Myrtaceae. Gene Ontology annotation, biological process: negative regulation of catalytic activity. Gene Ontology annotation, molecular function: enzyme inhibitor activity.
AUGGAGAACAGGAACAUUAGAAUCCUUCUCACGAUGUCAUUCUUCUCUUUCAUUUGGCUCAACCCUGCUGAGGCGAUCUGCGUCCCUCGCAACUCCACUCCCGUCGGGCCAUCUCCGUCGCCUGACUCUCCUCCAAACUCCAAUGCCUCCCCAUCCCACGAACCGUCUCCAUCGCCAGAAUCGAUUCCUCCUCGACCCUCCAUGGUUGCUCCUCCACAAAGCUCACAGGCUGCAGAUGCCGAUCCUCCACCAACCAAUGUAGAGGCCACUACUGUGCCCAGGGGCAGCCUAAUACAGGCCGGAGGGGCCGACCUCGCGAUAAAAAAGUUGUGCGACACGACUGAUUACCCCGGCCUUUGCGUCUCCACCCUCUCCCCGUUCCUGGUUGGGAGCGCACUGUUGGCGGAGCCCAUCGCGCUGCUCCAGACAGCCAUUAAGGCAGCGACAGCGGAGACCAAGCUCGCGAUGAUGGUGCUAGGCAGGCUCAUUGAGAUGUCGUACGCGGACGCCAAGACCUUGAUGAGCCUCAAGGACUGCCACGACAACUACAGCGACGCACUGGACAACUUCCAAGCCGCAAUGGAUGCAAUCCCAAACCGGGACAUAGGGACCAUAAACAGCAUGCUGAGCGCGGCGGUGACGGACUACGGGACAUGCGAGGAUGAGUUCUCGGGGGGGAGCUCGCCGAUGGCCGGCCACGAUAGUAAGCUUAGCCAUAUGGCUGAUAAUUGCCUGGCCAUUGCUUCCUUGAUCAAAUGA